AUGUUUAUCUCAUGCACACGUACUUUGCACGAACGCACGUUAUGUAUACGUCGCGCAUACAUAUGUCACGGUAACGAUAUACACGUUACAAGUUACAUCCAGAGGUGUACGCCAAUCACGCGUGCCUCUCAAACACGUCAGUACAUGCACAUCACAUGUACAUCGGAUGCACUAUCUCAUGCAGAUACACGUCAGAUGCAGGUGCAUCACGUACGCACACGCCGCAUACACGUCACGUGUGCUUCACAUUCACUUACGUUACAUAUGUGUCACGUGGAGCAAUUGGAUUGUCGAAAACUGAUAGCAGUCGAAAGUAACGAAUACGAGAUGAUAGCUAGCAAAAUCGAAUAUCGAAGAAAAAAAUAUGGCAAUAUCGAAGAAACAUUUUUUACAAACGAGCCAUAA
Loa loa (African eye worm) is the source of this 405-nucleotide messenger RNA. RefSeq lists its product as hypothetical. The transcript is spliced from 3 exons. Lineage: Eukaryota; Metazoa; Nematoda; Chromadorea; Rhabditida; Onchocercidae. The coding region runs from base 1 to 405 and encodes 134 amino acids. The record is from RefSeq and is a predicted model, not a curated record.